ACCUGGCUCUUCGGUUAUGAGUUGACUGAUACCAUCAUGGUCUUCUGCGAGGAGAAGAUCCUCUUCAUGGCCAGCAAGAAGAAGGUGGAGUUCCUCAAGCAGGUGGCCCACAGCAAAGGUGGGGAGAACACCAACGGGGUCCCCACCAUCACUCUUCUCGUCCGGGAGAAGAACGAGAGCAACAAGGCCAACUUUGAGAAGAUGAUCGAAGCUCUGAGGUCCAGCAAGGGCGGGAGGCGCAUCGGGGUCUUCAGCAAGGACAGGUUCCCCGGGGACUUCAUGAAGAGCUGGAACGACUGUCUCAGCAAGGAGGGCUUCGAGAAGGUGGACAUCAGCGCGGUGGUGGCCUACACCAUGGCGGCCAAGGAGGACGUGGAGCUGAACCUGAUGCGCAAGGCGGCCGCCAUCACCUCCGAGGUCUUCACCAAGUUCUUCAAGGAGCGCGUCAUGGAGAUCGUGGACGCCGACGAG
Messenger RNA from Antrostomus carolinensis (chuck-will's-widow), 471 nucleotides. It is a transcript of the gene SUPT16H, whose product is annotated as SPT16 homolog, facilitates chromatin remodeling subunit. Gene Ontology annotation, molecular function: nucleosome binding. Gene Ontology annotation, biological process: transcription elongation by RNA polymerase II. The record is from RefSeq and is a predicted model, not a curated record. NCBI's taxonomy places the organism in Eukaryota, Metazoa, Chordata, Aves, Caprimulgiformes, Caprimulgidae. The transcript has 3 exons. Gene Ontology annotation, cellular component: FACT complex. The annotation marks the transcript as partial.